AGUUGACAUUUACAUUCUGUCGCUCCUCCCUGGAAGUAGGCAGCAACCAGCUCUUUCUCUUGUAGCAAACUUUUCACUCGCUGUGUUUGUUCAUGUAAGCCGCCUUUCCUUGAGGAUAUUAUUUCACUUGUCUUCGACGUGUUUAUUCGUUUUUUGUGAGGGCUAAAGUUUUGCGAAAAAGAAGGGGAUACACUCCAAGGCAAGAGCCGGAGAAGAAGACGAAACCUGGAGGAGGAAAAGGGCGUUCAUACUAAAAAGUCAAUAUGGAAGUUCCUGGUAUGCAGAGUGCUCACAUUGAUCCAGAAGAGCUGUUCACUAAACUGGAUCGUAUUGGAAAGGGAUCCUUUGGAGAGGUCUUCAAAGGUAUCAAUAACCGCACUCAAAGUGUUGUCGCCAUUAAGACGAUUGACCUGGAGGAAGCCGAAGAUGAGAUCGAGGAUAUCCAGCAGGAAAUCACGGUGCUCAGUCAGUGCGACAGUCCAUUCAUCACCAAGUACUAUGGCUCCUACCUGAAAGGCAGUAAAUUAUGGAUCAUCAUGGAGUACCUUGGUGGAGGUUCAGCACUUGAUUUGCUACGGGCAGGUCCAUUUGAGGAGUCUCAGAUUGCCACCAUGCUGAAAGAGAUCCUGAAGGGGCUUGACUACUUGCACUCGGAAAAGAAGAUCCACAGAGACAUUAAAGCUGCCAACGUACUGCUGUCGGAGCAUGGCCAAGUAAAGCUGGCGGACUUCGGAGUGGCUGGUCAGCUGACGGACACACAGAUCAAGAGGGAAACCUUUGUGGGAACGCCGUUCUGGAUGGCUCCCGAGGUCAUCCAGCAGUCUGCCUAUGACUCCAAGGCGGACAUUUGGUCACUGGGCAUCACUGCCAUCGAACUCGCCAAGGGUGAACCUCCGAACUCUGAUAUGCACCCCAUGCGAGUCCUCUUCCACAUCCCCAAAUCUCCUCCACCAACACUGAUGGGAGAUUUCUCCAAAAGCUUCAAAGAGUUCACUGAGGCCUGCCUCAACAAGGACCCAGGCUUUCGUCCCACAGCCAAAGAGCUGCUCAAACACAAGUUCAUAGUCAAACACUGUAAGAAGACGUCCUACCUAAGCGAGCUGAUUGACAGGUACAGGCGGUGGAAGGAGGAGGAACACAGCGACAACAGCUCUGAAGAUUCUGAUGGUGAAUCCAGUAAUAAAGAGAACAACGAGUCACCCGAGUGGUCCUUUACCACUGUCCGUAAGAAGAAGACAGAAGGCCGGAAGGUCCUCAAUGGAACGAGUCCGGAUCGGCUGAGUAAAUCUGCCAGUCUGGUCACAGUCAUCUCUCCUGUUUUCACUGAGCUGAAACAGCAGCACAAGGAGCACUCUGAGCAGCGAUUGGCCAUCGAGGAGCUUGAACGCAACAUCCGAUUAGCUGAAGAAGUCUGUCCAGGCAUCAUGGACAGGAUGGUCACACACAUUAUUGCCAGGUACCACAAAUUCUCAACAAAGUGAAGAAUGGAUCAAUGGAACCCCAGGAAGUUUCCACACGGUGGCGCUGGAGGUAGAAAACAGAGAUGCUUUGCUGUGCAAUGUCUCCUGCUGUACACACACACUUCAACACUCAACAUACACUUAGACACUACUACUAUAAUAUAUGUGUAUAUAUAAAACCACUAUGUAUCUGAAUGAACUGAGAUUUUGAAAAUUCAAUGACUUCAAUGACUUUUACUUUGCCCAACUUUUGGAUAGUAAACCAUUUAUUUUAUUUCAUCUCAUUUCUGUGUGUACCCAUGUUGUUUGACAUCAGUUGAGACAGAUUAUAUGGCAAUAUAUUGUUGUCUUUCGUAAUGCUUUUUAAUUACAGUUCCCUCAUCCAAGAAUUCAGUCAGGUCAGGUCCUACCCCUCAAAGGCAACAGGUAGUGCAAUAAGUUUACAGCAGUGGAGAUUCCUCAUUGAUUUGUAAGUCUAAUAUCUUUAAUGUGAUAAAACAAGUCACUAUAAAAUUGCAACAAAUUGUGGAAUUUGUGAAACUGCUGUGAAACUAUGUCCCAUGGUUAGGGUUACUCAUUUUUGAAUUUGUACUAACAGAAUUUAGAUGGGCCCAUCAGCUAGUUUCCUGCUAACUAGCAAGCGAUCCAGCAAGCUAUUGUUGAAGUUGCCUGAUGUAAAUGCCAGAAUUAAAGUUGGUUAAAAUGGAUGCCAUUUAAAUUUGAUAGAUGUUUGUAACAAAACAAUGGUAGAACCUGAAAUUCUGGGUUUUGUGUUAUUCAGAAAGGCUUCAUAUAAGAUUUCAGAGAUGGAACGCUGUGCAUGCAAGACCUCCACUCAUGGGAAGUGUGCUAGUCUGUUUGCAAAAAGUUUGUGAAAUCUUAGAUGUAAACAGUUUUUUGUUGUUGUUGUUUUGUUUUUUUAAUACAACACUGGAUUGAGGCGAGGGAGUGAAGGGAACUGUAAUAAAUGAUUUGUACCAAAGACACCAUAAUACUAUUACACACUAUCAUGGUCACUGUAUAUUUUUGUGUUUUUAUAAAUCAUAAGGGAUACAACAGUGAUUUUUUUUUGAGGGGAGAAAUGUAAAAUGAAAAAUAGAUUU
This is a messenger RNA of Mugil cephalus (flathead mullet), 2563 nucleotides long. Its product is annotated as serine/threonine-protein kinase 26-like. The transcript has 12 exons. Gene Ontology annotation, biological process: protein phosphorylation. The coding region runs from base 264 to 1481 and encodes 405 amino acids. Gene Ontology annotation, molecular function: ATP binding; protein kinase activity. Lineage: Eukaryota; Metazoa; Chordata; Actinopteri; Mugiliformes; Mugilidae. The record is from RefSeq and is a predicted model, not a curated record.